CCUUCCCAGGAGAUUCCUGCUCAACCUGGCCCCAAAUCACCUCUGCUAAUCCCACCAGAGCAGAGGAAAGGAUCUGCUGUGUACACACACACCUGCAGAGUCGAUCACCUGAGAGGACGGCAACAGACCUUGCAUCAUGGACGUCCUUCUGCAGUUGCUGUUCUCGCCUCUCUCCACCCCGGCCAUCAUCUCCCUGUUUGCCGUGGGAGCUGCUACCUUGUUUUACCUCAACACACGACCCAGUCCCCUCCGCAGCCCCAUGGACCUCAACAACCAGACUCUAGGAAUCAAGGAUGGAGCAAGGAAGAGCGCGUUGCUUGAGGACAACAACAACCUGAUGUCGUAUUACCAUGGUGACGCCAAGACCAUGUAUGAGGUCUUUCAGAGGGGUCUGAAGGUUUCAGGUAAUGGACCGUGUCUGGGCUACAGAAAACCAGGAAGGCCGUACCAGUGGCUGAGAUACAAACAGGUGUCUGAUAGAGCGGAGCACCUGGGGUCAGGGCUCCUUCACAAGGGCCUGAAGCCGAACUCUGAGACCUUUAUUGGCAUCUUUGCUCAGAAUAGACCAGAGUGGAUUAUCGGUGAGCAGGCCUGCUACACCUACUCCAUGGUAGCGGUUCCCCUGUACGACACCCUGGGUCCUGAAGCUCUUGUGUUCAUUAUCGACCGAGCGGAGAUCUCCACAGUGCUCUGUGACAACCAGAGCAAAGCAGAAACACUGCUGCAGACUCGGGAGAAAGGCCAGACUCCAGUCCUCAAAACCAUCGUCGUCAUGGACUCUUUCAACUCUGAGCUGGUCGAGCGGGGAACCAAAUGUGGAGUCGACAUUGUGUCAAUGCAGGAUGUGGAGGCUCUGGGGAAAAGUAAUCUUCAAAAGCCAGUUCCACCGAAGCCUGAAGACCUCAGUAUUGUUUGCUUUACCAGCGGCACCACAGGAAACCCCAAGGGAGCGAUGUUGACCCAUGAGAACGUGGUCUCUGAUGCUGCAGCCGUCAUCAAAAGCUUUGACGUGGCGUUUGUCCCAUCUACUCAAGAUGUCAGCAUUUCAUUCCUGCCUUUAGCACACAUGUUCGAGAGAGUCGUACAGACAGUGAUGUACGGUGCUGGAGGUAGGGUCGGAUUCUUCCAGGGAGACAUCAGACUGCUGCCAGAUGACAUGAAAACUCUGCAGCCCACCAUCUUCCCCGUCGUCCCUCGACUUCUCAACCGCGUCUAUGACAAAGUUCAGAGUGGAGCCAAAUCGCCUUUCAAGAAAUGGCUGCUGAACUUUGCCGUGGAGCGGAAGUUUGCUGAGGUGAAGGAGGGAAUCAUCAGGAACAACAGCGUCUGGGACAAACUCAUCUUCCACAAAGUGCAGGAGUCUCUUGGUGGAAGAGUGCGGGUCAUGGUGACGGGAGCAGCACCCAUAUCUCCCUCUGUGCUCAACUUCCUCAGGGCGACUCUGGGCUGUCAGAUCUUUGAGGCGUACGGUCAGACAGAGUGCACAGCCGGCUGCACAUUCACGACACCAGGAGACGCCACCUCAGGUCAUGUUGGAGUGCCGCUGCCUUGUAACAUUGUGAAGUUGGUGGAUGUUGAAGAGAUGAACUACUUCGCCUCAAACGGAGAAGGAGAGGUCUGUGUUAAGGGUAGAAAUGUGUUCAAGGGGUACCUUAAAGACCCCGAGAAGACUGCAGAGGCUUUGGAUGAAGACGGUUGGCUCCACACUGGGGACAUCGGAAAAUGGCUGCCGAGUGGAGUUCUGAAGAUCGUCGACAGGAAGAAGAACAUCUUCAAGCUGGCUCAGGGAGAGUACAUCGCACCGGAGAAGAUUGAGAACGUGUAUGUGCGCAGCGGACUUGUGGCCCAAGUGUUCGUGCAUGGAGACAGUCUACAGUCGUGCCUGAUCGCCAUCGUGGUCCCUGACCCGGACGUCCUGCCAGGUUUUGCAAAGGAUCUGGGGUGCCAAGGCUCCAUGGAAGAACUCUGCAAAAAAACAGAAGUAAAGAAAGCCAUCCUGUCUGACAUGAUCAAACUGGGCAAAGAAGCAGGACUCAAGUCCUUCGAGCAGGUGAAAGACAUUUACCUGCACCCAGAGCAGUUCACCAUCGAGAGCGGUCUGUUAACGCCGACGCUCAAGGCCAAGAGGGCGGAGCUCAAAUCUCUCUUCCAGCCACAGAUCGACAAACUGUACGCCAACAUGCAAUAAAUGGAUGCGACACCA
Epinephelus moara (kelp grouper) is the source of this 2203-nucleotide messenger RNA. It is a transcript of the gene acsl5, whose product is annotated as acyl-CoA synthetase long chain family member 5. The transcript has 22 exons. The record is from RefSeq and is a predicted model, not a curated record. Gene Ontology annotation, biological process: long-chain fatty acid metabolic process. Lineage: Eukaryota; Metazoa; Chordata; Actinopteri; Perciformes; Serranidae. Gene Ontology annotation, molecular function: arachidonate-CoA ligase activity. Gene Ontology annotation, cellular component: membrane; endoplasmic reticulum; mitochondrion. The coding region runs from base 137 to 2188 and encodes 683 amino acids.